UCCUACGGCAAGCCGGAGGUAGCAAGAUGGCCGCCGCUGAGGAGGCUUGUGGUGCUGGGGCCGACGCGGACCGGGAAUUGGAAGAGCUUCUGGAAAGUGCUCUUGAUGAUUUCGAUAAGGCCAAACCCUCCCCAGCACCCCCUCCUACCACCACGGCCCCUGAUGCUUCGGGGCCCCAGAAGAGAUCGCCAGGAGACACUGCCAAAGAUGCCCUCUUCGCCUCCCAAGAGAAGUUUUUCCAAGAACUGUUCGACAGCGAGCUGGCUUCCCAAGCCACUGCAGAAUUCGAGAAGGCCAUGAAGGAGUUGGCUGAGGAAGAGCCCCAUCUGGUGGAGCAGUUCCAAAAGCUCUCAGAGGCUGCCGGGAGAGUGGGCAGUGAUGCAACCUCCCAACAAGAAUUUACAUCUUGCCUGAAGGAGACACUAAGUGGACUCGCCAAAAAUGCCACUGAUCUUCAGAACUCAGGCAUGUCAGAGGAGGAACUGACCAAGGCCAUGGAAGGGCUGGGCAUGGAAGAAGGCGAUGGGGAAGGGAACAUCCUCCCCAUCAUGCAGAGUAUCAUGCAGAACCUACUGUCCAAGGACGUGUUGUACCCAUCACUGAAGGAGAUUACAGAAAAGUAUCCAGAAUGGUUGCAGAGUCACCGGGGGUCUCUUCCUCCAGAGCAGUUUGAAAAAUAUCAGGAACAACAUAGUGUCAUGGGCAAGAUAUGUGAGCAGUUUGAGGCCGAGACCCCCACAGACAGCGAGGCCACUCAGAAGGCUCGUUUUGAGAUGGUGCUGGAUCUCAUGCAGCAGCUACAGGAUUUGGGCCAUCCUCCAAAAGAGCUGGCUGGGGAGAUGCCUCCUGGCCUCAACUUUGACCUGGAUGCCCUCAAUCUGUCAGGCCCACCAGGUGCCAAUGGUGAACAGUGUCUGAUCAUGUGAAACACAACACGCGUUCGGCCCUGAUUCCCAGCCAUGGGGAACAUCUGGAGUCAGCAGAACCACUGGGAGCCGAGGCAGGAGUGUCGUCUGCAAGAGCAGUCUGCCCACUGCCCUCUGUCAUCCCAGCUGAGAUUGUGCCAUACCAGCUGAGGCUUUUACUCUGUCUUUCUGGUAAUAAGGCCUAUUGUGCGGGCCGUUUCUGUGAACCCUAUCCAUUGUGGUUUCUGCUGCUAGCAAAGGCCCAGCUACCUACCAGGUGAAGGAAAGCAUCCCUUUGGGGGCAUGCCCUUCUUCCCCCUCCCAACUAAUGUUAUAUAUGGCCACACUGAUGUUCACUUUUACAUCCAGGGUCUUUGUGCCUUGUCUCUACUCCCUCUCUCGGACUGGGGAGCAGAGACAGAGUCCUGGGGCUCCGUAUUUCUCUAGUUCUUUUGGGAAGAGCCUUUGGAAAUGAAUGGGGAGAAAUUCAGCCUGGGCUGGGGCUCUCGGUCUGUCACCGUGUCCUCUUGCCUUCAGACAGACCGUUGGGAAUUCCGUGGAGGGAAAGGAAGUAGGGGCUUUUGCCUCUGAUCACAGUAGGGUUGAAAGAGAAGCCCUGGGAUUCUCCUCUCGCCAGGUGCUGAGCCUCCAGGUCCCUGGUGUAGUUUGAGAACUCAAGUCACCAGCUUGGGUCUUUGUAUGACGCUGUGUGAUCUGGGUGAACCCAGCCCUUGACCUUCCUGUGCCCCCUGCCUCUCCUCCUCUUCUCUCUUUUUAAAUACCUGUUUAUCCCAGCCCUUCUCUGCACCCAAGCUGUGACAUGGAAGGGCCAUCCACUACUCUGAUUGGCCUCCUCCCUGGAAAACAUACAUAAUUACAGUGUCAGGUCUAGGAAAUGAAAGACCGUUCUUCCCCAGAUGUGUUCUGGCUUAUUUGAGACCUCUGAUUUCUCUGAAUCCUGUCCCUUGAUUAAGCAGGUGACUUGGGAACGGGAGUGGGGUGCAGCUCGGGUCCUUUCUCUUGACUAAUAAAUAUUCUGAUUGAGGAGUGUGGCCUGUUUUUCGUUCAGGGCUUUCUCUGAUCUUCCUCGGCUUCUGUAAGCUGCAGCGUGAGGAAUGUUUGCAGACCAGUUCAUACCAUUGCAGUGCUGGUUCUACCACCGCCCCCUUCCCCAGCUGAGGCUGCCCCUCGGUUGGCCAAGGACGCUGGACGGCCAUCUUGCCUCAUUGCCUCUGGGUGUUCCAAUCUGGGAAGCCCUUCAGUUGGUGUUGUAUCCUAAGGUUUCACAUUUUUAUUAUUGUUAGCAAUAUAUUACUAACGUUUUUAAAAUUAUUUCUAUUAUCAUUGUUAUUUUGAGUUGAUCUUGCCCUUCUCUUUGGGAACCACUGCAUCUAUGGACCUUGGCUGCCAUGUGUUGGUGGAUACUCUGGUCAGACCAGCUGGCUCUCCUGUCUCAGCACUCAGAAGAUAAUGCACAGGGCAGGUGACACUCAGCCUCUGAGUCACUUUGCGCUCCGAACGUGCCACUUUCCAGGGGUUAAGCUUUCUUACCCUUAAGACGAUUCCACACAUUCUGUGGAUGGGGGAUUGAGCCUCAAGCUGUUUGGGAAGGUCUAGGUACUGGACCGCAUCAGAAUAUGAAAGCCCCAGUCUGAAUCUGACUCCUCUGUUGUGUAGGAGGUGGGAAAAGCGGAGGCAGACUCAUGAUGGUGGUCACAGGGCCUGAAUGGCCAAAAGUCUCUACCAGCUCCGUCCAAACACCGGACGAGGAUAGAGAGGAGGAGGGAAGGACAAAAAGACCCUGUCCCUGAACCAUGUACCUGCUGUACUGGCAGUUCUCUUUUACCGAUUUUCAGUCCUGCUGUCCUAGUCAGGGCUUACUCCAGGAAUCCAGACAGAUGCUCUAGUCCAGUUUAGUUUUGUUCCCAAGCCAUUUGUUUUCAUUUUGAUUGAACAUGAACAAACGGACCUCCAGCUCCUCUCUGUCCCGGAAGCGCUGUUGGAGUGGUUCUGGGCUCAUGGAAGACAGAGCGGUCCUUCUCAAACUGUCUGCUAAAGAGCCAGGGUUUUUGUUUUAUUUCGCCCAGUCCUUCGUACGCUCAGAUGUGUUCCCGUUGCCCGUGACAAGUGCAGUUCACACAGCGUGCCACCCACCACGCAGGCUUGGCCACACCCAAGCUGACCAGACCCCUUUGAGCAGGCUGAGUCCACUGAUCAUGCACCUGGACAUCACAGCAAUGUCAGAACGCUAAGACAUUUCUAGACACUCUGAACUUCUAACUCAUCAUGUUGCAGACGGGUACAAAACUGUUCACAGACCAGUACAAGUCUCUGAACCACCUUGGGUAGCACUGCUCUGGGGCCCUCCCCGGUCUCCACAGCUCCGUCGGCCACACUGGUAUGUGUCUGUACUUGUUCUCUCUCACGUGAGGGUUGCCUCCAGUCCACUUUUUCUUUGGCUAGGGUGUGUCGCUGUAAGGACCUCUAUAUUAUUUUUGGAGCCUUUUCUUCCGCUUAAAAAUAACCAUUAAGAAGUUCAGGUUUAAGCUGUAUGUGGAGUUUUUAUGCUGCUCUCAGACUUUAAAGGAGGUACCCCUUUGUUCCAAAAUUCUGUAUGUUAGAAAAUAAAUUUGUAGUUGUUUGGA
Lynx canadensis (Canada lynx) is the source of this 3550-nucleotide messenger RNA. RefSeq names its product peroxisomal biogenesis factor 19 (gene PEX19). Bases 27 to 926 code for a protein of 299 amino acids. Gene Ontology annotation, biological process: protein import into peroxisome membrane. Gene Ontology annotation, cellular component: peroxisome; peroxisomal membrane. NCBI's taxonomy places the organism in Eukaryota, Metazoa, Chordata, Mammalia, Carnivora, Felidae. The record is from RefSeq and is a predicted model, not a curated record. The transcript is spliced from 8 exons.